ACGUUAGCCAAAGAAGUUAGCCAGGACGAAACGAGUCCGGGACAGUCUGAGGGGACCAUCAUGUAGUUUAAUACAUACUGUGUGUGACUUUAAAUACACAGACAUCCGUGUUUUCGCUUUUUGUUCUGUUAUCUUUUACUUUUUUACCAUCAAAACGACACCAUGUUCCUGCGCGGGUCUAAAAAGAGAAGGUCUAACCGCUCGCUGGAGGAAGAGGAUCCAGACAAAGGGCAGCCCUGUAUGCGCUGUGGAGACCAGUGCCCCGGUUUCCGUGUCCAUGGCUGGAGGAAGAUCUGUGUGCACUGCAAGUGUGUCCGAGAGGAGCAUGCAGUGCGCUCAGUGCCGGGCCAGCUGGAGAAGAUGAUGACAAAGCUGGUAUCAGACUUCCAGAGGCACUCCAUCUCUGAUGACGACUCAGGCUGUGCCUCCGAGGAGUACGCUUGGGUUCCACCUGGGAUCAAGCCUGAACAGGUGUAUCAGUAUUUUAGCUGCCUACCAGAGGACAGGGUGCCUUAUGUGAACAGUCCAGGAGAGAGACACCGAAUUAAACAGCUGCUGCACCAGCUUCCAGCUCAUGACAGCGAGCCACAGUACUGUAACUCUUUGGAUGAGGCAGAAAAGAAGGAGUUGCGUCUUUUCAGUCAGCAGAGGAAAAGGGAAAACCUCGGCAGAGGUGUUGUCAGACUCUUCCCAGUAACGAUGACAGGAGCCAUUUGCCAGCAGUGUGGCAGGCAGAUCUGUGGUGGAGAUAUAGCAGUGUUUGCCAGUCGGGCGGGACACGGCAGCUGCUGGCACCCUCAGUGUUUCCAGUGUGCCUCCUGUAGCGAGCUGCUAGUUGAUCUGAUCUACUUCUAUCAGGACGGACAGAUUUACUGCGGCCGGCAUCACGCUGAGAGGCUCAAACCCCGCUGCCAGGCCUGUGAUGAGAUUAUUCUGGCAGAUGAAUGUACAGAGGCAGAGGGAAGAUACUGGCACAUGAAGCACUUCUGUUGUUUUGAGUGUGAGGUUGCGUUGGGCGGUCAGCGCUACAUCAUGAGAGAGAGUCGUCCAUACUGCUGCUCCUGCUAUGAGUCCCUUUAUGCAGAGUACUGUGAUACCUGUGGAGAACACAUAGGUAUUGACCAGGGCCAGAUGACAUAUGAGGGUCAGCACUGGCACGCUGUGGAGUCCUGUUUCUGUUGCGCCCGUUGUCGACUUCCUCUACUGGGACGCCCUUUCCUCCCUCGGGGCGGACUCAUCUUCUGCUCCAGGUCAUGCUCGCUGGGGGAGGACCCCAAUAACUCAGACUCCUGUGACUCAGCAUUACAGAGCAGACCACCUCAGCACAGAAGGGGUGGGACCUCAGAGAAACAUCAGCAACAGUGUGGUUCCCCACUCAAGCCACCAGAGGGCAUCACUCCCCCCAUUACUCCUGCAAGAGACUGCCUUCACACUGCAAGGGAAAACAGAGGUGUCCACUGCACUGCUCCAGUUCAAAACGGAGCACCUUUAUCUCGAGGUCACCCUCAUCCAAGAGGAAACUACUCACCUCUUCCACACAUUCACCUAGGAAAUGGAUUAGGACCAUCAUGGCCUAGUGACGUCGCACAUUAUGGUUUACUCCCAGCGGACUGUGAUAAUCCUCCAGUCAGCGUUCUUGAGGAUGAGCAAAUGAUCAAUGGUGAUAUAGCACGGCCUAUCACUUCAAAGAAAGGAACUUCAACUGCUAAAGACUGUAGGACCUGGGUGGAUAAAACAAAUCAAGCUAUGAAAGGGUUUCCUCCUCAGAAAAACUCACAUGUGAACCACGUCAUUUCACCCGACACGUCUCCCCCCUCACCCAUCAACCUCCCUCCGCCUCUGCCCGUUAAGUCUCGUGACUUGAUGCCACAGGAUUCGCCCCCACCCAGACUCAGCCAUCCAGAGGACAGACCCCCUGAUUCUCCACCUCCCCUGUCUCGCAGUGGGACAGCGAGGGUCAGCUUCAGGGAACCGAUCAGCAGCAGCUACUCUGUCGAAGAGGACGAGGACGAACACGAGAAUGAGGAGGAGCCGGAAGAGGAUGAGGAAAAACAAGAGGAUGAUGAUGAGGUGGAGGGAGCAUUUGGAAGCAGGUUAAAUCUACAGAAAGGCAUCCCACCGCAGAUGGAUCUACUGGAUGGAUCCUCUUACCAUCAGCGUAAUCAACGUCGAGGGUAUAAUCGGUCCCGUAUCCCCUCGGACUCUUCUCUCCACUUGGGCUCAGAGAGGCGCUCGAGACGCUCACGACCCGACCGACCCCGGCUGGAAACCUUAGACUGGAGAGCAGAGAAAGAAAGCCGAGGCUCUGCCAACUACCCCUCGCUGAGCCUCCAGCCCGGCCACUGCAAACACGAAGACUCCUGCUCGACAUGCUCUUCAUCCUCAGACUCGGAGGAGGAGGGGUUCUUUCUGGGACAACGCAUACCUCUGCCGCCGCAACUCCAGAUGCAAAAACCUGAGGAUAAAGACAGAGACGCAGAAAGGGAGAGGGAGGCACAGAAAGAGUGGGGGCUGAGAGGCAGCUUUAGGCGAAGACGAGCCCACAGCCUUGGUGCAAAAGACAAAGAUAAAAACUGUGCUAUUUCCUAACCCGUAACCACCAGUGACAUUAAGGCCCAAUCCUAGCACUUGGCCCUACCCCUGCUUUUUGCAGACUCUGGCACAAGGUAUAAUGUCUCGUGUCCUUUCAGAAUCAGGGGGAGAGUUUUCAGAUGCAGAUGUAGAUGCAGACAAUAUUCCAAAUGCUUUGCAGACUAUAGCAGUUAUUGUGAUGUGUGCAAGGAAAGAAGCAGAUAACUUACAUAAAUAUAUUGCACAUAAUCAUACAAACAUUGCUGUAAUAUCUUACUCACAUGUACAAUAGUUGCAGAAUUAUACUUUUUUCAUGUACCACAAACUGUUUGAAGGGUUAAAAACAAUCCAGCAGCAAUUUUUUCUAAAUUUUUCUACAGUUCCCCAUCCAUGUGAUAUUAGUAUAUGGUAGACAUUUCCACUUUGCUCCACUUGUCAAUGUUUCUAGGCUGUAAACCUUUUUCACAACAGACAGUUUGACAUGUUACAGCAGGUAAAGCUUCCGAUGAUCCUAACAUUGAUGAUAGAUCUGUUACAUUAAAGUGCCCCAGAAAGCCUUGCCAGACAGCCAGCUUGCACAAACCAACAUGGAAUGCAGCCAUGGGUAAUUAUAGUAAUUACACCUGUUCAAUUUCAGCCACAAGUCAAAAUAUUGGCUCUGAAAAAGGUCUAUUGUCAAUAAUAACUUGUGUUGUUCUGUCCUGCAACUGAAGUCAGAUUUGUCUGUGUAAUAAUUGUUAAUGGUAGUAAACAAGGGCUUGGGAUUGGGCCUGGAAUACAGCAUGCAAGAGAAGAACAUAUAGCCCUUUAUCACUCCUGGGAAUUGACUUUGUGUCCAAACUAAGACACUGUUCAUCAAAGGGAAGCAUAUUAAACCUCAGAAAAGUCUGAUGCCAUCGACACUUCACUGUUUAACUGUGUAGAAAAUAACGUAGAGUGUGUGACUUACAUGUGUCAUAGCAGGUUUGUUUACGCAGAUCUGUCUGCAGUGUGUUGAGCUCAAACGAUCAUGCAGUGACAUGUACAGUAUCUGCUUUUCAACGCUACUGUCAUUUACAUAUGCAAACCUCCCAUGUAGAACCAGAAGCUGACAGCCCAGUUGUUUUCAAGCACAUUCCUCUAACAUGGCUUGUAAAAAGGAAUAAUCUUUGUAUUUUAAAUUCUGCUGUAAACGUUUUCUGCUUUCAUGUGCAAUUUUAUACAGCUGUAAUAUAUUACAGUUUAAAGAAAUGGCCAAAUAUUAUUUGAUCGUAUGUGACUCAAACACUUGUAGUUUUAUACGUUGACAACACAAAGUGGAACUUGUGUGAAUGUUACAGGGUUAAGUUUGUAAUCUGUGUUGUAUAGUACAAUACAAAAUGCAAAUGUCCAAUCAAAGUACAUUAUUUUUAUAUACAUGGUGUAGGUCGUUGUUCUUUGAAAUAUUAUUUGGGAUUAAAAAAAAAGAUUACUAUAAUAAUGUUUGUUUCUCUGAUUCUGUGAGACAAUUCUAUGGUGACAUUAAAUCUUCCUAAAUAG
Sphaeramia orbicularis (orbiculate cardinalfish) is the source of this 4089-nucleotide messenger RNA. RefSeq names its product prickle homolog 3 (gene prickle3). NCBI's taxonomy places the organism in Eukaryota, Metazoa, Chordata, Actinopteri, Kurtiformes, Apogonidae. Gene Ontology annotation, molecular function: zinc ion binding. The record is from RefSeq and is a predicted model, not a curated record.